Messenger RNA from Micropterus salmoides (largemouth bass), 1329 nucleotides. Its product is annotated as solute carrier family 35 member D3-like. The transcript is spliced from 4 exons. Gene Ontology annotation, molecular function: antiporter activity. Lineage: Eukaryota; Metazoa; Chordata; Actinopteri; Centrarchiformes; Centrarchidae. Gene Ontology annotation, cellular component: Golgi apparatus. Bases 1 to 1329 code for a protein of 442 amino acids. The record is from RefSeq and is a predicted model, not a curated record.
AUGGAUACGUUCAAGAGGCGGUUGGUGGGGAUUUCUGUGGCGGUUGCACACGGCAUUUUCUCCGGUUCUCUGAACAUCUUGAUUAAGCUCCUCAUCAGUAAUUAUCACUUUAACUUUCUGAUGCUCCUCCAGCUCCUGACCAACAGCACCACGGCGCUCACUCUCGAGAUCCUCAGGCGACUGGGGAAGGUCAAGAUCCCCCCAUUCAGCAUCCAGCUAUCCAAGGAGUUUGGCCCGGUUUGUAUCCUCUCCACGCUGCAGUCCACUCUCACUCUGUGGUCUCUGCGUGGCCUCAGCCUGCCCAUGUAUGUAGUGUUCAAACGCUGCCUGCCGCUCCUCACGCUUGGCAUCGGCGUGUGCGUGCUGAGGAACGGCAUGCCGUCCAUCGGCGUGGUAAUCUCUGUGAUCAUCACCACUGCUGGAGCUGCACUGGCUGGUGCUGGUGAUGUCCACGGCGAUUCCUUUGGUUACAUCACUGGCGUGUUGGUGGUCAUCAUCCACGCCUCCUACCUGGUCCUGAUCCAGAAAACCAGUCUGGACAGCGAGUACGGACCACUCACAGCGCAGUACGCCAUUGCUGUCAUAGCCUCACCUGUGCUUCUUGUAUGCUCCGUCAUCUCCAAGGACACCAUCAACAUGUGGUCUUAUGAGGGCUGGAAGGACCCCCACAUCGCCGUUAUCUUUGUCUUCUGCAUUGUUUUCGUCUGCAUCAUGAACUUCACCACGCUGCAGUGCACCUACAUCAAUUCCGCAGUCACCACCAGCUUCGUUGGCGUGGUCAAAAGCAUCGUCACCAUCACUGUUGGCAUGGUGUCAUUUAGUAACGUUGUGCCAACAGGGCUGUUCAUCGGAGGCGUAGUGGUCAACACCAUUGGAUCAAUUAUCUACUGCAUCGUCAAAUACUUUGAGACGAAGAAGAAGAAGAGAAUGUAUAAGGACCUGGAGGAGGCUGGGAAGGAUGGUGCGUUUCCUUACGAGCCUUACCAAGAGAAACCACCACUAAAUGGCAUCGGGCCUGCUGCUGGCAUCAGGUCUCAUCCAGGAAAUUUGAAGUUAAAGGGAGCACUGAGCAGUGACAGGAUGGAGGAGUCAGCAUCUGCUGCCUUGGAAAAUAAAGAAUUGUGGACAGGAAAUGGUGGAAAAGGAGACGGAGAGGCAGCUGUGAAUUCCCACGUCAUGACAGAAAAGGAAAUGCAGGAGAUGCAGAGGGAGCACCACCAAAAGCUGAACACCACAUCCAGUCAGUCGGUUAUUGACAGCUAUGUUGGAGUGUGGAGGUCCGUCAGACAUCUGCAGUUUAAGAAAGACCCUUUGAUUCAGAAGCUAUAA